CGACACACUCAACAGUGUGAUCACAACGGUACGAGCCUUCGUGGCCACAGCGCAUGGUUUGCCAUAUUUGGGCUGUGGGCUCGGCCGUUCCUUAUUGGGACCUUGUGCCGGUACCAACACCACAACAUGCCUCGCGCGAUAAUUUCACCUUCCGUCCUUGCCUCUGACUUUGGCCAGCUCACUGCAGAAUGCAAGCGAAUGAUCAAAGGAGGAGCUGAAUGGCUGCACAUGGACGUCAUGGAUGGCCAUUUUGUGCCGAAUAUCACGAUGGGCGCGCCGAUUCUCUCAUGUGUAUCCAAGGGAGUCCCGGGAAUCUUCAUGGACUGUCAUAUGAUGGUUGUGCAACCAGAGAAGUGGGUCGACGAUAUCGCAGACGCUGGGGGUGCGCUGUACUGUUUCCACCUCGAGGCAACGACCGACCCCCUUUCGCUUAUCAAAUCCAUUCGCGGUCGCAACAUGAAAGCGGGCGUUGCGAUCUCCCCGGAUACCCCAUCCACCGCUAUUACAGACGAGAUUGCAAAUGCGGCUGACAUGCUCCUCGUAAUGACUGUCUACCCAGGCCGUGGUGGACAGAAAUUCCUCGAACGCUGUGUUCCCAAGGUUGCUGAGCUUCGUGCGAGGUUCCCUGAGAAAGAUAUCGAGGUCGACGGAGGUGUCGGCCCGGCGACAGUCGGCGUCUGUGCGCAUGCAGGCAGUAAUGUCAUCGUGGCCGGGACUGCUAUCUUCGGUGCCUCUGAUCCCGAGGGCGUUAUCGCACAGCUCAAGGCUGCGGUUAACACGGCACAGGCAGCAGCUAGAUCGUAAUAAUAGUUAUGUGUACAUGCUCGUGAAGAAUAAAUUACACAAUAUACAUAGAAAAUAG
Molecule: messenger RNA, 862 nt
Organism: Desarmillaria tabescens
Lineage: Eukaryota; Fungi; Basidiomycota; Agaricomycetes; Agaricales; Physalacriaceae
Product: ribulose-5-phosphate 3-epimerase
Exons: 8
Coding region: 127-804 (225 amino acids)
Biological process (GO): carbohydrate metabolic process; pentose-phosphate shunt; pentose-phosphate shunt, non-oxidative branch
Cellular component (GO): cytosol
Molecular function (GO): D-ribulose-phosphate 3-epimerase activity; metal ion binding
Source: RefSeq, a predicted model, not a curated record